Molecule: messenger RNA, 2034 nt
Organism: Paramisgurnus dabryanus
Lineage: Eukaryota; Metazoa; Chordata; Actinopteri; Cypriniformes; Cobitidae
Gene: dhps
Product: deoxyhypusine synthase
Biological process (GO): peptidyl-hypusine biosynthetic process
Cellular component (GO): cytoplasm
Molecular function (GO): deoxyhypusine synthase activity
Source: RefSeq, a predicted model, not a curated record
GCAUUUUGAUAAUUUCGUAUUUAGUUUGUACCGUCGCGCUUGCCGUACUUGUUUGUAGCAUGUGGUCGGUCGCGUGUACAGAACUGUGAUAUAUCAACUACUAGCCUAUAUUAAACAGACAGCUAGUGGUAUAACAUACAUAAUCAAAGUGAUAAGAGUGAUGGCACAUCAAGCCCCCUCUGUGGCGAGGGAUGCUGUGUUAAAGGAAAGCAGUCCUUUGCCAGACGAUAUGCCCCGGAUUAAAGGUUAUGACUUCAACCAAGGGGUGGAUUAUAAAGCCCUACUGCAGUCCUAUCUCACCACAGGCUUCCAGGCCAGCAGCUUUGCCCUGGCUGUGCAAGAGAUCAAUAAGAUGAUAGAGAAGAGACUGCAGCCUGUGCAUGUGGAACAUGAGGACAGUGAUUCUCAUCAGGCUGGUUCAGGCUGCACCAUCUUCUUGGGCUACACCUCCAACCUGAUCAGCUCAGGUGUGCGAGAAAGCAUUCGCUACCUCGCGCAACACAAAAUGAUAGAUGUGAUAGUGACCACAGCUGGAGGAAUCGAAGAAGACAUUAUCAAAUGUUUAGCACCCACUUACCUUGGAGAGUUUAGUCUGCGUGGUAAAGACCUACGACAGCAGGGUAUUAAUAGAAUAGGUAAUCUCCUGGUACCAAAUGAUAACUAUUGUAAGUUUGAAGAUUGGUUGAUGCCUAUUUUAGAUCAAAUGGUGCUGGAACAAAAGACGGAGGGCACACACUGGACCCCCUCUAAAAUGAUCCACAGACUGGGCAAAGAAAUCAACGACCCAGACUCAGUUUACUAUUGGGCCUAUAAGAAUGAUAUUCCAGUGUUUAGCCCCGCCCUUACCGACGGUUCAUUGGGUGAUAUGAUCUAUUUCCACUCGUACAAGAACCCCGGACUGGUGCUUGACAUUGUGGAGGAUAUUCGGAGACUUAACAGCAAAGCCGUGUUUGCCAAGAGCACUGGAAUGAUAAUUCUUGGAGGAGGUCUGGUUAAACAUCACAUCGCUAAUGCGAAUCUCAUGAGAAAUGGAGCAGAUUUUGCUGUGUUCGUCAACACCGGACAGGAAUUUGAUGGCUCUGAUUCGGGAGCCAGACCGGAUGAAGCUGUUUCUUGGGGGAAGAUCCGCAUGGAUGCCACACCUGUUAAGGUUUAUGCGGAUGCUGCUAUAGUUUUUCCACUUUUAGUGGCUGAAACAUUUGCACACAACGCCAGCAGGUUGAUCAAAGAAAAGAAAAGCGACUGACUGCACUUUUCUGUCCCAUAAACCUCUGUCUUUCUGUCUUUCUCCUCCUGUCGUCCAGUUUGUUUGUUCUUGCAUUCACAACAUCAUGGAUAAUUGGUCCAUGUGAACAUGCAUGACAUUAUUGUUUCUUCUUUUAAAUAUAUGGCUAUUUUCAGUCAUAUGAAUGAUGGUAAUAUAUGUUAAAAAGCAGGUCGUUUCAGUUGCAUUGUAAAUUAUUUUUACUGAAUGUUGCUAUUUAACUUGGUUUUAUAUUUAAUUUUGUAUCUUUGUUUUAGAAGGGACAAUCUCGCUUUUAUUAAUUUCAUCCUCAGAUGCAUGAACAUCAUCUUGUAUCUGUUUGUGUUCAUAAAAAAUAUAAGUUUUAUUGUCAGUGGAAAAUAGAUGAUUUAAUAACCCACAUUAUUCAAGUGUAAUAUGUAUAAAAUGUGAAUAUAAAAGUGCAAUGCUCUAUAUACAGUAUGUGAAAUAUGCUUUAGUUCAAUACAUUAUAUAACCACUAGAUGGCAGUUUUACGUCACUCUAUUUACUAUCGGUGGUUGUCAUCAAACUCAAAACGGUCCUGGGUUUUAGUGUUCACAAAUGGUACUGUUGAUUUAUUUUCUUUGGCCUUGAGAUGUAAACAUUGGCAAAAAAAGAAACUUUAGAGAUUUAUACCGUAUUUAGGUGUUCUGCUGAAAAUAUGUAGUCAAAUGGUAAUGGUAUAUACUGUAGAAACAGCUGCGAAGCAGUAAGUGUGUGUAAAUGAAUCUUUUUGACCAAAUUAUUAAAAACAAUUGUUUUUGGCCUUA